CCACAAUCCCGUGUUUCUCGGACUGAACUGGACGCCACCCCAUUGGCGGCAGCCCAAGCUCAAGACCAGCUAGUCAAUAGUUCAUACAUCGCGCGUUCUCUUCUCCGUCCACAAUACCACCUAUCUCACGACGACAUGUCCGCAUCUCAAAAGCCCCGCAUUGACGACGAUGACCUGGACGAUCUCGACGAUGUUCUCGAGCAGUUCCAGCCGAAGGGAGCAGCACCGAAGCAGGCUGCUGCAGCGUCAUCUAGUAGCGCAACUCCAAAUCUGACGGCCUCGUCGACGGCAGCGAACACCCAGGCAAGCUCCCUCGACUCACUCGGCAUGGACGAGGACUUCAUGCGCGAGCUGAGCCAAGGCAUGGAGUCGCUCAUGCGCGAAAUCGUGAGCGGUGCGGAUCCCAAAGCAGACGGGGCAGGUGCAGCGGGUGCGAGCGCCGAGAGUGACCAGGACACGGACGAGAAGCAGAGGCAAGAGGCUCUCCAUUCUGCCUGGGAGAAGAUGCUCGCCGAGAGCAUGAACGGCGCCUUGAAUAUGGAGGGACAGCCGGAGGGAGUCGCUGGCGCAAGCGAAUCCACGAAGAGCGGGGGUGCGACUGCAGCGCCGCAAGACUCGUUUGAGGCGAGCAUACGGAAAGCGAUGGAGAAACUGAAGGAAAGCGAGUCCAGCUUGAAGGAUGGUGCUGGAGGUUCCGUGGACGAUCUCAUGGCCCAACUAGGGGAAGGACUCGACGACAUGGACCCCGGGGAGGCAGAUGAGUUGCAGAAGGUCCUCGAGAACAUGAUGACCGAGCUCAUGAGCAAGGAAAUCUUGUAUGAGCCGCUGAAGGAGUUGCAUGACAAGUUCCCAGACUAUCUGAAAGAGCAUGAUGCUACCCUCUCCUCCGACGACAAGAAGCGAUACGAUGUCCAGUACUCAAUCGUCAGCAAGCUCAUCACGAUCUUCGAUGAUCCCACGUACUCGGACUCGGAUCCGGCGAAAGCCACGCAAGUCGUAACGCUCAUGACAGAGAUGCAAAGCCACGGCUCGCCGCCUGCUGAGAUCAUGGCACCCUUGCCACCAGGCCUGGACAUGGGCGCUGACGGGAUGCCAAAGAUGCCUGACGGGUGUAUCAUUGCAUGAACGACAUCGGCUAGGCCAGACUUCUUCGCUCGCUCUCGUUGUACCACCUUCUUUCCAUGUAGCUUUAGUUGUGAGUUGGUGAAGGCAUCGAAACACGUAUACCAUGUACAUUGUAUAAUACCAACUGCAAAUUGCAACCACGAAGACGUGGCUUUUGGAGUCCAG
Molecule: messenger RNA, 1290 nt
Organism: Rhodofomes roseus
Lineage: Eukaryota; Fungi; Basidiomycota; Agaricomycetes; Polyporales; Fomitopsidaceae
Product: Pex19-domain-containing protein
Exons: 5
Coding region: 136-1125 (329 amino acids)
Biological process (GO): protein import into peroxisome membrane
Cellular component (GO): peroxisome; peroxisomal membrane
Source: RefSeq, a predicted model, not a curated record